This is a messenger RNA of Leptomonas pyrrhocoris, 1075 nucleotides long. Its product is annotated as putative mitochondrial heat shock protein-like protein. Gene Ontology annotation, cellular component: cytosol. Bases 101 to 1075 code for a protein of 324 amino acids. The record is from RefSeq and is a predicted model, not a curated record. The transcript has a single exon. Gene Ontology annotation, molecular function: protein-folding chaperone binding. NCBI's taxonomy places the organism in Eukaryota, Euglenozoa, Kinetoplastea, Trypanosomatida, Trypanosomatidae.
GUCAUUUCCGCAGCUUUGUAGCUUUCACAACAGCUUUGUGAAAAAUAAAGGGAACUAAACAUUCCAACACACACACACGCACAAUCACAUCCCAGAACAAAUGAUCGAUUACUAUCAAUUUCUUGGGUUGAACAAGCGGUCGGGCGAUGACGAGGUCGCGAAAGCCUAUCGCCGCUACGCGCUCGCGUACAACCCCCUGUGCCACCCCGAGAAUCCCGAUCAGCAAGGGCUGCAGCGCAGCUUCAAAACCGCAGCGCAGGCCUACACGGUGCUGUCCAACCCAAAGGUGCGCUCCAUCUACGACAUUUACGGCGAGGAAGGCGUGCGUCACGGCGGCACUGGCCAGCAGGGCGUGCCCGGCGGGGUAGAUCUCGACAACAUCGAUCCGAACACCGUCUUCAAGCGCUUCUUCGGGGUCGACAAUCCGUUUCAAGUGAUGAGCAGCCUGGACGGCGUGAAGGAAAACCAGCAUGACUUCUUUAGCACCGCCGCUGGCAUGCCGCCGCCGCCGCCGAAGUGCCCGCCGAUCGAGGUGCGUCUGCCCAUUUCUCUAGAGGAUGUCUUCUACGGCGCAACGCGACGCGCCGUCUGGACUUGCACGCAGGUGGGCACCGCCGCGCUCGGGGCCGCCUACACCGCCACCACCGACGCGCAUGAGGUCCGCGUGGAGAAGGGCGCCAAGACGGGGGAUCGCUUUGUUGUGCCGAGCCGCGGCAACUCCGCGCCGGGCUUUGCGCGUGGCGACGUGAUUGUGGUGGUGGAGGUGGUGCCGCACCCCCGCUUCCGCCGUGAGGGGGAUGACUUGGUUACCACGGCUGCCAUCUCGCUCCGCGACGCCCUGUGCGGAACGACGAUCACCCUGCGCACGAUGGAGGGGCGGGAGCUGUCGAUCCUGAUCGACGAGAUCGUGCACCCGGCGUACCGCUCGCGCAUUGCCGGCGAGGGGCUGCCGGCGGCUGCGGGGAGUGGCGAGGCGACGCGUGGGGACUUGGUGAUUGAGUUUAACACUACCUUUCCCAGUUUCUUGACGGCGGAGCAGAAGACGGAGCUGCGACGGAUUCUGGAUGCGAAGUAA